AUGACCAAUGACAUUGUUGAUCCUCCUUUUAAUGUAAAAGUAGUCACAGUACCUCCAGUGAAGGAGAAUGAGUCUGUAACACUGACCUGCUCCAGCGACAGCAACCCUGCUGCAAACAGCUAUGAGUGGUUCAGCUUAAACAACACAUUGGUAGCAAAGGGAUCCUCUUAUCAACUGGUGAAAGUCUCUCGGCAUACUAAAGCCAUUUCCUGUACAGCCAUCAACACAGAGGGAAGAAACAGCUCUGAUCCACAUCAAAUUAAUGUUCUGUAUCCUCCAUAUAAUGUAAAAGUAGUCACAGGACCUCCAGUGAAGGAGAAUGAGUCUGUAACACUGACCUGCUCCAGCGACGGCAACCCUGCUGCAAACAGCUAUGAGUGGUUCAGCUUAAACAAGUCAUUGUUAGCAAAGGGAUCCUCUUAUCAACUGGCAAAAGUCUCUCGGCACACUGAAGCCAUUUCCUGUACAGCCAUCAACACAGAGGGAAGAAACAGCUCUGAUCCACAGAAACUCAAUAUAUUAUAUCCUCCUGAUAUUAAAAAUGAAUCAUCUUGCCAGUCUGUGAGCUCUACAGUCUGUGUCUGUAUUGUGGACUCCAACCCUCCCAGUGAAGUCAAGUGGUUGAUUCUAGAUUCCUCGAAAACCUUCCUCAGCUCCAGAACUGAAAUAAAAGAGUCUCUCAGCAUCUUCACUCUAGAAACUUGGUUGGGUUUCCCUGAUACUGUCCAGUGUGUCGCCACUAACAGCGUGGGAAGCUCUUCUAUAACUCUGAAAGCUCCUCUAAAUGGCAUGGUACUAUAUAUUGCUGUUGCAUCAGCUGUUGUAGUUCUUCUUGUUGUAGUUGGCAUUAUAGUGUAUGCUGUGAGAAGACACCGCAGGAAGAAAGCUGUACAACAACCUAUAUUGCAUUUGAAGGAUACAGCAAGUGAAAUGAAAACCACAAACAAGUUUGAUUUAGAAACCUAUAAAAAUGAAGAAGAGAAAUGUUGUGAUGAAGAUGUUUAUACAAACAGCCCAGGCGGUCAUGUUUACGGUAACUGGGGGUGUGAAGACAACCCACCAUCAUCUGAAAACACCUUGGAAGAUGAAUCAGUUUAUGCCAACACGUGA
This is a messenger RNA of Danio aesculapii, 1110 nucleotides long. Its product is annotated as B-cell receptor CD22-like. The record is from RefSeq and is a predicted model, not a curated record. The transcript is spliced from 8 exons. Bases 1 to 1110 code for a protein of 369 amino acids. NCBI's taxonomy places the organism in Eukaryota, Metazoa, Chordata, Actinopteri, Cypriniformes, Danionidae.